Molecule: messenger RNA, 1410 nt
Organism: Aspergillus oryzae RIB40
Lineage: Eukaryota; Fungi; Ascomycota; Eurotiomycetes; Eurotiales; Aspergillaceae
Product: putative amino acid permease
Exons: 5
Coding region: 1-1410 (469 amino acids)
Biological process (GO): transmembrane transport
Cellular component (GO): membrane
Molecular function (GO): transmembrane transporter activity
Source: RefSeq, a predicted model, not a curated record
AUGCUGGCUUUUGCCGCAACUUCGCAGGCCUCCUGGGAAGCGAUCGGGGCUAGCAUGUUUGCGGGUUUAGAGAACGGCGGCCCUGUGGCCCUCAUAUAUGGGUUGAUUUUGGCAAUUCUCGGGUCGCUGGGGAUGGCUCUUUCGCUGGCCGAACUUGCGUCAAUAACCCCUGUGGCUGGAGCUCAGUACCAUUGGACGUACGAUCUUGCUCCGUUCGCUCCUCGAUUCCUGAGUUUUAUGCAAGGAUGGAUUACAAUCAUUGCCUGGUGGGCCAAUACCGCCACCUCGCCUUUCUUGAUCGGAACCCAAAUUAAGGCCCUUGCCGUCCAGAACAACCCGAGCUAUAACCCCAAACCCUGGCACACCACUCUGAUCAUAUGGGCGGUCUUGUUGAUCCCUUUAGCCGUGAACAUCUACGGUCGGCGUCUGCUGUCUGCCGUGGAAGUAAUCGGUGGUACCAUUCAUAUUGUUUUUUUUCCCGCCGUCCUCAUCACCUUAAUCGUCCUGGGCUCUCGCAACUCUUCGGAGUUCGUGUGGACCUAUUUCGAGAACUCUGCCAGCGGCUGGCAUAAUGAUGGUAUCAUUUGGUCGGUUGGUCUCUUGACUGCAGUCUAUACAUUCAGUGGUUUCGACGGAGUGGUGCACAUGGCCGAGGAGGUCAAGGACGCCCGUCGGACAAUUCCCCGAUCUAUGGUAUACAGUGUCCUGAUCAAUGGUACUGUUGCCUUGGGAUUUACCAUCGGACUUUUAUACACGAUGGGCAGCUUGGAUGACGCUCUCAACACCCCAACCGGCUAUCCACUCCUUGAGAUCUUCUACGCGGCCACCAAGUCGAAUGCAGCUGCGUCGGGGAUGUUGAUGAUGUUCAUCUUGCCGGGGUUUGUAGCCCUGCUCAAUGGGCUGGCAUCGGUUACCCGGCUGACCUGGGCGUUUGCGCGCGAUGAAGGUCUUCCCUUCUCCAGCUACUUCGUACAUAUCUCCUCGUGGCACAAGAUUCCUUUGCGUGCACUCUUCCUAGUCUCAACCAUUAUCGUGCUUCUUGCCGUGAUCAACAUCGGUUCCACCACAGCCUUCAAUGCGCUCCUGUCUCUCGCAACUCUGGGCCAGUACAUCUCUUACCUCAUUCCCAUCAUUUUUCUCCUAAUCAAGCGCAUUCGCGCACCGCAGGAGGUGCGCUGGGGCUCAUUCCGACUGGGAAAAUGGGGGAUCCCGCUCAACAUUUUCGUGAUCAUGUACGGAAUAUACAUUGUCAUCUUCCUCCCGUUUCCCCCUAACUACCCAGUAACGGCGACGAACAUGAACUAUGCCGCACCUGUCUUUCUGGCAGUGGUGUUCUUCGCCGUUAUUGAUUGGUUUGUCAGGGGUCACAAAUGCUGGCACGGCCCCAGGAUCAAGGUGACAGCCGAUUAA